This is a messenger RNA of Drosophila miranda, 3527 nucleotides long. RefSeq lists its product as uncharacterized. The transcript is spliced from 7 exons. The record is from RefSeq and is a predicted model, not a curated record. NCBI's taxonomy places the organism in Eukaryota, Metazoa, Arthropoda, Insecta, Diptera, Drosophilidae. Bases 476 to 3166 code for a protein of 896 amino acids.
UUGGCUAUAAAAGAUAGUUUAUUUAGCCAUUAAACAAUACAAAUCUGGCUUGACGACUUGCUUCAAUUCAUUGCUGCAGAAGUUUGUAUUUAAUUAAAUUAUUUAACACAAAGGAAGGGGUGACAAUGCAGUUGUACUCCAAAACAGCUGACAACUGAUAACAAGCAGAAGAUAGCAAGAAUAAGAAAACCACCCCCGUAAAGAUCCCAGGGAAAGGGCGCGGGUUUGUCGAAAGCUGUGGCGGUUGGUUUCCUGCCUCAUUCGCGACGUGCACUCGCUCCGGAAUAGAUUUCCCGAAUACAACAAAUCACGACGCUGCUGCGACACGAGCACCAACAAAUGACUCUGUGGGAGCUGCAAAUAUUGAUAUAACCUGCACGCUCCUACCCGCCCGCCGACUAUGGAUUGGUAGCGUUGCACAUUGCGAAAUUCAAGCUAUUCGUCAUCGCCAUCGUAGAGGAAAUCCCCCGUCAGAAUGGCUUUAGCCAGCGCCGCAGCCGCCUUGCUCAAGGCUUCCCAGACGCCGCUGCAGCAGCUGCUGGAGGACAUCAACUUCCAGCGCACCAAGGAGAUGCGGCAGCUGCUCAAAGAUGAUGGCGGCUUUGUGGUGCUCCAGGGCACAACCUACUGGACGGAUCUCUUUGUGCGCCACUUCCUCUUCCAAACAGAACCCGAGCAUAGCAUCGAUUCGGACGAUUUGCUCUUCUUCGUGCGAAAGAAACACGUGAAGAGCUCUUCACGCCACAUGCCAAAAUAUGAGACUGAGGUAGAGGUAUUCCGUAAGGACUCGCGCAAACUGCCCAUUGGCGAUCCCGAUGUGGACUGGGAGGAGACGGUCUAUCUCAACAUGGUCAUUCACCAGUUUGAUUACACCCUGACGCUGGCCAUUUGCACCCGAACGUCGCCCAAGGAGCUGCAGGUACUGCGCAGGCACUCUCAGCGCGUCUACGCCAGUCCUAGCCGAAGGAAGAUGGACACCAAGGGGGAGGGCGAGGAGAUAACGUAUCCACACAUCUGUUUUAUGGUGGACAACUUCGACGAGGUGUUCAGCGACAUACUGGUGCGCGAUGGCGAGAUGGUGUGCGUUGAACUGGUGGCCAACGAUAAGGAUGGGUCAGUUCAGGGCGUAAUCUUCCUGGGAUCCAUACGCUACGAUGCCCUAAAGAAGGUUUACGAUGCCAGGCAAUCGAGUCUCAGCUCCAAGGUGGCCCAGCGCAUGUCCUUUGGGCUGUUCAGCAGCGGAGCCGGAGUGCAGACACGCUGCGAGUUUGUCCGCAUGAAGGGACCUCAGGGAAAGGGUCAUGCCGAGAUGGCCGUGACCAAGCCAAAGGGAUCCGGCGUGGAGACCCCCACAAGCGAGCCGGGCUUCUGUGCCACAGACAUGUGGGACGAGUGGGAGGAGGAGAACGAUGACUACUGCACCUACCGUCACCAACGCCGGCUCAGCGACCCCAGCGCUAAUCUGAACAACUUCUCGCGCUACGGCUGGCGUACAAAGAAUGCCAACGCCCAGGAUAUGGUGGGCAGCGGCACCAGCUCCAAUGUCGGCGCAAAGGCACGCUCCGAAAACGAAGGCUUGGACUCGCUGGCCAGCGAGGUAUCGGAGAUCGAGGCCGGUGAUCUGCGCGACGAUCAGCAACGUCCUGCUUUCUCGGCCUCCGCGGCAAAACUGCACUCGAAUCCGAAGUGCUCCGAUACGCUCGCUCCCGCGACGGGUGAGCUAGACAAGGGGCCGACACACGAAUCUCCAGGUUGUGGUGACGGUGACGGUGACUGUGCAGCUGCAGCGGCAGCUGUUCCAGCUGUUACUCCACCACCCCUAAGCGCUGCCGUUGAGGUGACUGUGGCCAGCGAUCAAUCCGGCACGAGCACGACCACGGGCUGCAACUGCUUUGGCGGCAAAAAGUGUAAGAAGCGCUGGGCAUCGUCCAAGACCUCAGACACCCCGGAGAUGUCCGAGAUGUACUGUCCCAGAUGCGAGGAUCCGUCCAAUGAGACGCCUGCCUGUCUCAGCAAGAUGCCGGACAAGCGACAGUCUCGUCUUAAGCCAAAGACCAGUAUUUUGAGUGUGGAGAGCGAACUGCUGGUGGGCAAGCGAAGCAGCCUGAGACUGCCCGCCGACAGCAAACGCAAGCCACUGGGCGGAAGCAUCACAAGAAGCGCCUCACUCAGUGCAGCCGAUCGCAGAACGAGUCUGCCGGUAGCCACCAAGAAGAUAAUUACCCCAAGACUGCGCCCUGCUAAGGCUAAGGAUCAGGACAAGGGCAAAGACAAAGAGAAAGAGAAAGAUAAGAACAAGGAGAACGAAAAGAAGUCUUCUAACCAGAAAUCCAACGGAUCGACGAGUAAUUUCCUGUCCAAGAUGUCGCCCAAGCGGCUACGACAAGGCAAGGAUAAGGACAAGGAAAUUGACAAGGGCAAGACCAAAUCGAACGCUCCAUCGAAGGCAGAGGCUGGAAACAAUAACAAUGCAAAAACGCCAAAUUCAACAGCUCCUGCAAAGACGGAGGAGUAUGAAAUAGCCGACGAUGCCACUUCCUUGAACGGCAGCAAAUCUGAGGGCACAGGGGCACCCAAGAUGGCCGUCAUGAGCGAGAGCGAAAGCAAGCUGAUGAUCAGCGUGCGAGGUCGCGAAGAGCUGCCUGUGGUGGAGUCAGAGUCACCCAAGACACCCUCGCAACGCUUCGAGAAGUUUGUCCUCGUACCUGUCGAACCGGAAAACCAUCCACUGCAGCCGGCUAGUCCGUCCGGCAACGUGAACGAUAACGAUGAGCUGGCAGACACUGUCGUCUCGCCCACGGAGGUCACACCGAUGCUGGACGUGGCCAAUGGCAACCAAGAGUCUAGUGCCACCUUACCACGCACUUCCAAGCAGGCGCACAUUACCAAGAUGUUACACAUGGUGCCCAAGCGCCGCACCCCGGACGGCACUAAUAUUUACUACUGGUGCGAUGUGCCCAAGAAGACCCUAAAAGAGCUCGACGAUGGCGCCUACAAUCCGCUGUGGACCAGUCGCGGCUUUACGCAGUCCUUUCAUUUCUGGAAAGAGAAUCGACGACAGCAGUCGACGCCGCUGAAUGCAUUCCUCACCUAUGUGACACUGCCCUGGUGGAGCAUUGCGAAAGAUCUGCUGGAUCAUCGGGAGACGCCCAUUCUGACCUUUUAGUAUUACAUUCAUUUGCGAUUGUGAUUUGCCUUUAUGCUUUAUAGUUCUCUUAUCCCGUACAUAUAUGUAUUCUUUAUUCGAUCGAGUGCCCCUGUCGUGUGAUCAGUUAUCAGUUAACUCGUUGUGCUGUCUCCCAAUCGCGUAUUUCAGUUUAUUUAUCAGUUUAUUCGCUUCGCUCACGACGAACGUUGAGUUUCCUAAGCGCAUUAUAGUCGAUGCAGGCCAACCAACAAAUUUAUAAACUAUAUACAAGUAUGAGGACGAUAAUGAAACAUGUUAGCGGGAAUAUAGUAGAUAUGUAAUUGUAAUAUUAUUUGUAAAUUUUACCACAAAAUAUAUAUAUGUACUAAUAGAAAACAGA